AUGCUGUUUUGCCUCAGCGCGAGUGCGAGGUUGGUGAACAAGUCGCUUGGGGCGCGCCUUCAACGCGGUCUAUUAGCGCUGGGCUUGGCAAGUCGGGCCAAGUCGUUAUUGCACCGCUGGGGCACUCUUCGUUGUGCGAGCACCGGGACGUGCGUUUUCGAUCGUCAGGUUAAAUACCUUCAGCGCCAGUGGGCGGCUAAAGAGGCAGACUUUUCAGAAUAUGAAUACCUACGCAGUGAAGUAGCGAAACGUCUGUGUGAAAGACUGCUAGACUUUCGCUGCUCGUUUCGGCGAGUAUUGGACGUGGGAGCUGGAGCGUCAUAUGUUCGGCGUUCCUUGGUUGGAAACAAGAUCGUUUCUGGUCUCGAGCUGCUCGUAGAGGUAGAGCUGUCAUCAGCUAUGUUGGAGCAUGGUCUAGAGCGUCUUCCGCUGUCAGAAACACCGUUUCGCACUACACAGCUAACUGCGGAUGAAGAAUUAUUCUUGCCGGCGCUAUGGCAGGGAGGUUAUCUCGAGAAAGCGCCGUUUGAUCUUGCUAUCUCAUGCAUGGCAAUGCAUUGGAUCAAUGAUUUGCCAGGUAUGCUCGCUCAGGUUCGUGCAGCACUGCUACCAGGAGGGGUCUUUCUGGGCGCGAUGCUCGGUGGUGAAACUCUACACGAACUCCGAGUCUCCUUGCAACUUGCUGAGGACUCACUCCUCGGCGGCGUCGGGAUCCAUACCAGCCCCAUGGUAGAAUUCCAGGAUACAGCCCGACUUCUCACGCGGGUUGGUUUCGAAAUGAUCACGAUUGACGUCGACACGAUGAUUGUACCGUACCCAGAUAUGAUGACAUUGAUAAAACAUUUGCAAAAAAUGGCUGAGAGCAAUGCACUAGCGGGGCGGCAAUCAUGGCUCAGUCGCAAAGUCUUACAACAGGCAUCAAAAAUAUAUCGCGAACGAUUCUCUCUCCCGAACAUGCAAAUAGAAAACGCUCGCGGUGACGGACAGGUUUCCGUUUCAGAUCACUACAAUGACUGGAUCGGGGCAACUUUCCAGGUCGUCUACAUGGUAGGGUGGGUUCCAACCUGA
Cyanidioschyzon merolae strain 10D is the source of this 1068-nucleotide messenger RNA. RefSeq lists its product as hypothetical. The coding region runs from base 1 to 1068 and encodes 355 amino acids. The record is from RefSeq and is a predicted model, not a curated record. The transcript has a single exon. NCBI's taxonomy places the organism in Eukaryota, Rhodophyta, Bangiophyceae, Cyanidiales, Cyanidiaceae. Gene Ontology annotation, biological process: mitochondrial respiratory chain complex I assembly. Gene Ontology annotation, cellular component: mitochondrion.